UAGAGAGUAAAAUCAUCAUCCAUAGCCGACAUUUACAAUUCUAAUUGGCUAAAUCUAAUUCUGCUUAACGACCCUAUGGUGAGGUCUCACAUCGAAUAUUUGUCUAGCAGGAGUGUAAACACUUAUUAGAUCAUUUCUCUACAAACUUGCCUCAACCUACCCUCCUUGUUUUUGUGAUGGCAUCCUGCGUUGAUGAGGAGACGGCGGAUCUAACGAGCAACACUGCCAAUAACACAGAUAGUGCUUCGGCAAUGGAAAACUUCUCUCGUAAAAAGCGAGUUGGCCGGCCUUUUUCGACGACAGAUUUAAUGUUGUUGAAACCAGACGAAGAAGAUGGGCGCCGUAGUCCGUUUGUGCAGAGAAGAGCUGAAAAAAUGGAGAAAAAAUGCAAAUACUCUCGUCCAAGAAGUGUGAGCUUUCAUCCAGACGUUCGACUAUUCUAUGCGUGUACAACAAACGAUCUUGCUGAAGUUAAGGCACUUAUAGAAUCAGGAAUGGCCGAUGUUAACGCCAAAAACCCUGCUGAAGGCGCAACACCACUUCAUGCAGCAGCUUUUGAAGGAAAUAAAGAUUGCAUGAUUUACCUUUUGGAGUGUGGAGCCAGGAUUCAUUCUCGUGAUGAUGAUGGUUGGACUCCAUUACACGCCGCAGUGUGUGGUGAAGAUCUUAAAUGUGUUGAAAUGCUAUUAGAAGCUGGUUGUAACUCAUUUACUGAAAACAGUGAUGGUUACACACCGUUUCAGAUGGCCAUCGAACUAAGGAAUGAGAAACUUCUGUCGUGUUUCUUCAAGUACAUUGGUGAUGUAUUUGAACAAAAUGUCCCAGAAACUUCAGUUUGAGAAGAAGCAGCUCCUUGAAAGGCAUAUGUUUUUGAGAUUAUUUGUAUAGUAUAAUUUUAUUAGAUUAUUAUGAAGAGCAGUCAUAAUACGAAGUUUCAAAGGCGGAGAAACGAAAGCCCUGAGACAAAGACAUUGGUUAAUAUAAAUAUUUUGAGAUACGGAUGAUGUAGUUCAUGAUAACUCAUCGCAAUUGAUGUAAUAUAAAUAGACAACAGCAAGAGCCAAGUCAGCAAAACAUUCAGAAACAAGGCAUUGCGUGCUUUUAAAGACAAUCCAUAUGCUUUAAGAUUUAUUUAAUCAAAGYGAAAUAGUGGCGACAGAAUGUCGGAGUCAUCAAAUGACUUACCGCUCGUGUUCUAUUAUAGCAGACCACUU
Messenger RNA from Exaiptasia diaphana, 1214 nucleotides. Its product is annotated as protein phosphatase 1 regulatory subunit 27. Bases 177 to 839 code for a protein of 220 amino acids. NCBI's taxonomy places the organism in Eukaryota, Metazoa, Cnidaria, Anthozoa, Actiniaria, Aiptasiidae. The transcript has a single exon. Gene Ontology annotation, molecular function: protein binding. The record is from RefSeq and is a predicted model, not a curated record.